Oppia nitens is the source of this 2563-nucleotide messenger RNA. RefSeq names its product exonuclease mut-7 homolog (gene Nbr). Bases 125 to 2563 code for a protein of 812 amino acids. The transcript is spliced from 6 exons. Gene Ontology annotation, molecular function: nucleic acid binding; 3'-5' exonuclease activity. Gene Ontology annotation, biological process: nucleobase-containing compound metabolic process. NCBI's taxonomy places the organism in Eukaryota, Metazoa, Arthropoda, Arachnida, Sarcoptiformes, Oppiidae. The record is from RefSeq and is a predicted model, not a curated record.
UUCUCUAGUUAUAAGCCAUAAAUUGAUAAUAAAAUAAAUUAUUUAAUUAUUGCAUUAAUAUUAACACUUGUAUUGCAAUCGCCUAUAAUAUCAGUGCUGGACAUCAACCGACGGUAACCACUCAAUGGCCAACCAACGUCUGGAACAGUUCGCCAAACGUUUGACCACUGCGUUCACCGUUACGAAAGACGGUUCACACGUUCAACAAUUGGCCGACUUUUUCGGUACGUCCGACAACGUCUAUCGAGAUGUCCUCGAUUUGGUCAAACUAUUGUCGGCAAACAAUACCAAAUUCAGCGGUAUUAAGACAUCGUUGGCCUAUACUAUAGUCGAACAACUCGGCAAAUAUGUUGGCCAAAGUCCGGACAGUCAACAAAUGACUGCACGGUUGCUGAACCCUACCGUACGUAAUGAGGCCAUGGAUUUUGCACUUCGCAGGGCGAACAAGACAUGGAUGGACAUUGUUGUCGAUGUCUAUCAUCUGAAAACGAUUCCCGAAUCGGAAAUACUGGCCAAUGUCGGCACUUUGUUGGCCGAAAAGAAGUACUUGGACGCCGCACUUUUGGUCACAACGUUUGACUUGAGAGACCACUUUGAUAUCAAGCAAAUACUGGUUCCGCUGUUGUUUCAGGAUAAGCUAUCGGUUAUGGAGGACUACAUACGCGAUCAGCAGCGGACACACGGCUACGAGUUUAUCAAGUUUUUGGACAAAUGCUACGUCGACCGCAACUAUGCCCUUGAGAUUGCCGAUCAAAUAAAGGGUACACGAUAUGAAAAACUGGAACAAAGAGCUAUACAAAAAUUGGUGACCCGUUUGCUCAAACAUUAUCAGAUCGAUGACAGUGCCUGUCCUAACAUUGUCGGCCAACAACAUAGCCGCCAAUUGCGAUAUCUAUUGCAUCGCAGGUUUAUCGAGAACGGUUUUUCUGAUGGUUCCUGGAAUGAGAUUAUCACCAAAACAGUGGCCGACAAUCCACGACUUCAGGAAGAGCUGGUCAUCGAAAUUGUCAACUAUAGCAUAGAUGAGUCGUACAAAUGGGCCCAAGAGUUCAAUAUACCGAUCGAUAAGAGACCGACUUGUAUACAGAAUAUGACCGAAAGUCAAUUGACUCCUAAAAUGUCAAAUGCCAACCAAUGGGACGAUUGGGGAGAAACACCGGUUAAUAAUAAUAAUAACUACUAUCAAUUGAAACUAUCGAUAAUUACCGAUGUUGUUUGGGUCAACAGUGACCAAAAGUUUGAUAUUUUUAUCAAUCGUAUAGCUGAGAAUUAUUCGGUUAUCGGCAUCGACGGUGAAUGGCCACCACUAUUGAAUCCCAAUUCAUCGACUACCGAAAAGCUAUCGUUGUUGCAAAUUGCUGCACAGGAUUGUUGUCAUAUAAUUGAUGUAAUGAAACUACGGGACAGUCAGUGUUGGACACAAUUUACCGAACGUAUACUGAACUCCAAGUCGAUUAUUAAAUUAGGUUACGGUAUACAACACGAUCUGACACAGAUUCGCCAAUCGUUGCCGACAAAUGCAGUUUACAGUCCCGUAAAUGUGUUAGAUUUGUCCAAAUUUUUUGAGUUUGUUUUGAGUGAAUUUCCAAAUAUUAUUGACGAUUCAGUGAUAGCCGAUUGCCGCCAAAAAAAAGAUUUGAAAGGAUUGUCUAAAACUGUUUUUAUAUUGUUGGGCAAACCGUUAGACAAAUCGGAACAGUUUUCCGAUUGGAGUCGACGGCCAUUACGUGAAGAACAGAUUGAAUACGCGGCUUUAGACGCGUUUUGUUUGAUCGAAAUUUUUGAUCGAUUUCGACAAUUAUUUUCGGAAAACAGUUUAAAUUUUGAUGAAUUUGUUGGAAAUUUUCUGUCGGGAAAAUUACAGAAAAGACAUAACAAAAGGAAAACAAGCGACGACUCAGCCGAUAAACAAUUGGAUUUUGACUGUCCAUCUGUUAAUGUUAAAGAUUUUAAGUGUGUCUGCGAUACUAUGCUUCAAGGUUUGGGUAGAUAUUUGCGUAUAUGCGGUGCCGAUAUCUUAAUAGCCGAGACCAACGAUGACCACCACAAGUCUGCCCGAUUGGCACUGGACCAGGGACGGCUACUGUUGACCUGUGGGGCACCGUAUGAUUAUUUCAGGUCGAGACUGCCCGCCGGCAAGUGUUAUAGGGUUCCCAAUGGUAUCAAUGCUUUCGAGCAAUUGGAGAUAGUGUUGAACAAGUUUAACGUUAGAGUUACCGAACCGGACCUGUUUACCCGAUGUCCGAAGUGUAACUGCAAUGACUUCCAAGUACUGACCAGUAGUCAAAUGAGCCGAUUGUAUGAAAAUCGUGAUUCAGCUAAAACUAAAUCAGGAGUUGAUGUCAAGUUUGAGGGCUUUCACAGCAAUAUCUUCAGUAAAGUAAAUGAAUUUCUUAUGUGUCCCACUUGUGGUCAAGUGUUUUGGGACGGCUGUCAUCAAACCCGAUGGAAGGAUAAGAUUCAGGAUUUGUUGUUCAAAGUGGUCGCAGAUGAUGGCGAAGACCAACAACAACAACAACAACUGUGCGAUAAUAGUGAGCCGGAAGUGAUUUGUUUGGAUUGA